AUGCUCAAGUUUCCUACCUUUAAUCAACAAAGCAUCGAUUGGGCUCACGAUUUUGAUUACAAUCUUUAUAAUUGCAGGGAGUCACUGAAUGCUCCUGGAUGUGAUGCAAUCCAUAUAAUUGAAAUUGAAACAGACAUUGAUUACGACACUUUCAUACCAUCUAUCAACACUUCAGAAUUCCAACUAUGGUAUUCGUCAUUCCCACAACUUGAGAAUGGAAUCCGCCAUUCCUUCACUACAUAUGUUCGUGUGAAAAGCUCAGGAAUUGAAGCCCCCAAGGUUAAUGGAUCGUUGUCUGAAUGUCAUUCCGACUCACCAAAAUUUGAUGCAAGAAUGUUCUCUUUGACCAACAGGAACAACUUGGAAGGGCCUAAAAAUGGCAAAGCUUCAACUCUCACCAUUUCCAAGAAACUCAAGCUUGAAGACUUGAUAGGAUAUGAUUUAGCAGUUGCUGUGUCAAAAGAAUUCGCCACUGCUUUUCCUGAUCGCACUUUCAUCUCUCCUAUAGUUGACCUUCUUCGUAAAAAUUGGCGAAAUGGUAAUUUAACUGUAGCCAUGACUGAUGAAGAAAUAGUAGAGAUAGUGUUGUUCCCUGUGGUGAAUGAAGCAUGUCGUGUUCUAGAGGAAAAAAUUGUUGUUAAAGCAUCCGAUCUUGACAUUGCAUCUGUUCUUGGGAUGAGUUUUCGUUCAUAUCGUUGUGGCAUUGUUUUUUGGGCAGAUGUUGGGAGUAAACACAUAUAUACAGGUCUGAAAAAAUGGUUUGAAAAAUAUGGCAACUUUUAUAAACCAUCAAGAUUCUUGGAAGAAAGAGCCAUGAAUGGUGUCUUAUUGAGUGCACCUAUAAAUACGGGUUCUAGAGCACGUGAUGAUUCGAGUAUUUAUACGCUUUUGGCUAACAUUUAUGUUUCUGUUGGGAGAUGGGAAGAUGUGAUGAAGGUAAGAAGGAAAAUGAGAGGUGAUGGAGUUAGAAAGGAGCCUGGGUGUAGUUCUAUUGAGGUUAAUGGAAAUGUUUAUGAGUUUCUUGCUGGAGAUGCUUCUCAUCCUGAAAUGAAUGAUAUUUAUUUCAGUUGGAACACAUUGUUUAAACAGUCAUUUGUGUGUGAGAAAUAUGAUGUGGAGCUAGUUAAUUUGGUUUCAAUAAAAGCUCUUGACAUGCUAUGUAGAUAG
This is a messenger RNA of Lactuca saligna, 1167 nucleotides long. The record is from the annotation of a GenBank genome assembly. Lineage: Eukaryota; Viridiplantae; Streptophyta; Magnoliopsida; Asterales; Asteraceae.